This is a messenger RNA of Brenthis ino (lesser marbled fritillary), 1458 nucleotides long. The record is from the annotation of a GenBank genome assembly. Lineage: Eukaryota; Metazoa; Arthropoda; Insecta; Lepidoptera; Nymphalidae.
AUGAAUGACAGUGGUUGUAUACAUUUAAACAAUUUUAAGGCCGCGAAAGGAAUAAGUCCUUAUAAAAUCGUGCAUGCAUUUUUUGUGUCGUGCACAUCAUACGAAGCAAGGAGAUACAAGGCUACAUCAUGUCUUUGCUUUACCUGUGGAAAACCUGGUCCAAGAAUGCAUUCAUGUCUCCACUGCAUUUUUUUUGCCUGUUAUGGUGGACAUAUUCAAGACCAUGCCAAGACUAAGAAACAUUACUUGUAUGUGGACCUCAGCUAUGGCAAUGUUUUUUGUGCACAAUGCCAAGAUUAUAUAUAUGACAGAGAACUUACUGACAUAUCUAGAACUCACAGAGCAAAGGAAGCUAAGUCUUUGGGCAUGAGUGUACCAUAUACUCCUUGGUUGCCUAAUAAUAAUGAAGCCAUGGCUCUCAGACGCUUAAGAAAACGCAGACUUAUUAGUUCUCACACCACAAUUGGCCUUAGAGGUCUACAAAACCUGGGCUCUACUUGCUUCAUGAACUGCAUUGUUCAAACCCUAAUACAUACGCCAUUACUAAGGGACUAUUUCUUAGGAGAGAAGCACAAAUGCAAAACGCAGGGAUCUGGAAAAUGCCUUGUUUGCGAAGUUUCCAAGCUAUUCCAGGAGUUCUACUCCGGUGCCAAGACGCCACUAACCCUGCAUCGGCUGCUGCAUCUAAUCUGGACCCACGCGCGCCAUCUCGCCGGCUACGAGCAGCAGGACGCGCACGAGUUCUUCAUUGCUACACUCGAUGUCUUACAUAGGCACUGCAUGAAUGGAGUUGAAGAUACGGAGAAGAAGGAAAAUGGUCGCUGCAAUUGUAUAAUAGACCAAAUAUUCACCGGCGGGUUACAGAGCGAUGUUGUAUGCACGUCUUGCUCAGGCGUGUCCACUACUAUAGAUCCCUUCUGGGACAUAAGUCUGGACGUGGCCGGCCCAGGCUCCUUACAAGCCUGCUUAGAACGCUUCACCAGAGCCGAACACUUGGGCUCGGCGGCAAAAAUCAAAUGCUCAAACUGCAGAGCCUACCGGGAAUCCACAAAACAAUUAACUCUAGAAACUUUGCCAAUAGUAGCAAGUUUCCACCUAAAACGCUUUGAGCACUCAUCACAAAUAGAUAGGAAGAUAUCCGCGUUUAUCUCCUUUCCAGCGGAACUAGAUAUGACACCAUUCAUGUCCACUCACAGAAGAGCUGUGGACGCCGCUGAUAAUAACAAUGCUCCUGAAGGAGUAAUUGAAGAUAAUAGAUACUCUUUAUUUGCUGUGGUAAACCACCUGGGGUCUCUCGACGCUGGUCACUAUACAGCGUACGUACGCCAGAUGAAGGGCAGCUGGUUCAAAUGUGACGACCACAUGAUUACCCGAGCGUCCUUGCGUGAGGUCUUGGACAGUGAAGGAUAUCUUCUCUUCUACCACAAGACUGUUCUGGAAUAUGAAUGCGAAGUAUCU